Molecule: messenger RNA, 15546 nt
Organism: Myiozetetes cayanensis
Lineage: Eukaryota; Metazoa; Chordata; Aves; Passeriformes; Tyrannidae
Gene: TRAF3
Product: TNF receptor associated factor 3
Exons: 16
Coding region: 6665-8368 (567 amino acids)
Biological process (GO): regulation of canonical NF-kappaB signal transduction; positive regulation of JNK cascade; regulation of defense response to virus
Cellular component (GO): plasma membrane signaling receptor complex
Molecular function (GO): zinc ion binding; tumor necrosis factor receptor binding
Source: RefSeq, a predicted model, not a curated record
UCCAGCCCGAGCGGGCGGGAGAGGAAGUGCGGGGCGGGGGGAGACGGCGUACAGCGGUCGGGACUUUCCGCUGGGCUGGCGGUCGCCUUCGCCCGGCUCCAGCUGCCGCCCGCCGCCCCGCUCCCCGCACACGCUCGCAGGCAGGGGCCGAGCGCGCUGCACCCGCAGCCCGUGCCGGGACCUCGGCGGCGCCUGGUGCCCGGGGAUAGAUCAGAUCAGCCUGCGGCGGGGCGGCGCGGACUCCUCUCCUGCCCGGACGCACUCGCACUCCAGGGCUGUUUGCAGAUGAACCUAUGACUGACUCAUAAUCUGAGAACUGCAGUGGCUUGUAAAAUAGGAAGCAGGAAAGCCUGAGUGCUUAGGCUUUAACUGAAUCAAGACCAGCUCUCAGCAGUGGGAAACAAUAUAUUAAUCUAUUGGAAGCACAGACUGCAGUCUUGUGUGUCACUGGGGUUUGUGUUGUGACUUUUUUUCAUGUAAACAGGUAGGUAGGAACAAUUCUUCUGCUGUAUAUAUUUUUAAUAUGUACAUUUAGAAACCUCAUGAUAGUUGUGUGAGUUGGGGUUUUUUGUUGGGGUUUUCUUUUUUUUUUUCUUUUUUGGAAGUAUUUGUAUCAUUGCAUGAAACUGUAAAGUACCUUGCUCUCCUUUGUGUUUUGAUAUCUUUAAGUUGAUGGUAUUAAUUUUACAAAUCGUCUUCAGUGCCUGGACUUGUUUUAGUUAUGAAUGGGGGUUAUACCUCAAAAGUCAAAACAAGUUUCAUUCUCAUUUCUGUAAGUAAACCCUCUUUUAGCCUUGUUCUUUCUUGUUCUGUGUCUUCCACACAAUCAGAAUGGACUAUUUAGCAAGUUCUUCAUUCUCUGCCUGAUGGACUUAAGUUGCAUGAUAGUAUAUGGAGGCUUGUUUUUUAUAAAUACUUUGUUUGUUUAAUCAGUUGUAUUUGCAAGGAAGGUAAGCAAAUUAUUAUCUCCAUUUCCUCCCCUGCCAAAAAAAAAAAAAAUAUUUCCUUCAGAUUUUUGAUUUCAAAUAGACUAAAAAUAUGAUUUGAACUCAUAGGUGGUAGCCAGUUACCUCAGUCAGCCAAACCUAAUUUGGAAAACUACAUUAUACCUUAGUUGCAAGAGGAGAAAACAUCUCAAAUCUUCUAACCAGUACAUUAAAUAUGCUUGGGGUUGUGCUUUCCUUCCUUGUUCCACUCUGCUUUUUCUGGAGUUUGAAAGGAAAUGAUGCCUCUACAAAAAAAAAAAAAAAGUUAGUCCUGUUUGCCUUCAGUUUAAGCUUUAAAUUAGGAAUGGAUAAAAGAAGUGAAACGUGCCCCUUUCAACUUCUUGACAUGAACGAAAUUCAUCAAUCCUUCAGGUGAGUGAUGGGGGUUGUGUCUUUGGAGAGUAGCAGCAGGUGAUUCUCUGGGUCUACUCCGUGGCCUGUUGCUCAGAACAGGUGCAACUUUAUAAAGCUGGAAGGUAGAGAGGCUCUUUUGUGUGGAAAUGGACAAAAAUAAGCUUUUUAGUAUGCUAAUACUGGACAAUGUGUUAAGCACUGUGACUAAGAACUUCUUGUCAGUAAUAAAUUAUGUGAAUUAGUGAUGCUGUUCAUAUACAGAAGUUCAUGUUUCUGUCACAAUAAGUUCUUUUUGUAGAUUCACAUAACAGUAUGACAAGUCCUUUCUAGGUUGUGAUUUAGAUGUAGCAUCUGAAGAGUGCAGGAAGAGGAAACAGUCUGCUGGAAUGACUGGAUACUCUGUUGGCCUUUUCUCUUUCUCACCUUUCCACUCUGCACUGUGAACCAUUUUUGAAGCAGACUUGAUAUCUUUGUGCAAGAUUUUUUAGCUUGGCCAUGUCUUCUAACCUACUGCUAGGUGUUUGGCAUUUUUUUUUCCUGAGAAGUGCAGUGUGCACACCAGUUCCUGGUGUGUGAAUGCCAGCCAGAAAGCAAAUAGACUGUCUUCAAAUAAUUCUCACUGUCCUGAAGCAGGAUAGGUUAAGAAGUGUUAAGAUGCUAGUCUUAGACUAACUGCAGAAACCACAAAAUAAUUAGAGAUCUUAUUUUAUCAUUUAAGUUUGGUUUUUAGGGGAAAGGGAUGUUUUUGGUCCUCCUUCUUCCCAGCUUUAUCAAGCUACAAUUAUGUUUGUGUAUUCCUUAUUUUUAGUUAUUUUUUUCACUUUUGGCAGUUCCCAGCUUAAGACUGGAGUCCUAUUGUACAAGGUAAUCCAUGUACAAGUAUGUGAAGAGAUGGGAACUUGGUAGGCAUCCAGGUAAGAUCGGAGAAAGGGGAUCUGCUCCUCACUGAGGGAGAACAGAAAUAUACAGAAGUGCUCUAAGUCAUGCAGAAAGUCUGAUAGCUUUGCUGAUGGUUUUGGUUUUUUUCUUCUGUUUCAAAGCCAACAGGUCUUUUCCCUUUUUCAAAUCCGUGAUCAUAUUUUUAAAAUGUGGUGCGUGAUGUGGUCCGCAAACCAGGGAAGAUACCUGAAGCUGCAUAUGACCUUUAGUGAUAAAUUAUUUUCAACAGAGACAAGUUUAAAAUAAAACUAAUUAAAACUUUGUUUAGGAGCCUAAACUGAGUAUAUAUUGUCAAUUACAGGAAUUUCAGUGUUAACUAAGCCAUGUUAGAAGAAAAAUUGUAAAACUACUGUUUUAGUGAAUGGAAAUUCGGGAACCCCUGUGAAGAAUAAGCAAAGGACUUGUGCAUAGCAGUGAGAAAUUAAUCUUCCUCCCAUCUGUUAGUGGGGGAGUGGGUGGUAGUUAUGUUCAUUGUGUCUUUGAGUCUGCAUCUAUGUUGCCCAUUAUGUUGGCCUUUUAAAGAAAAGGUAAACCUUGUGAAAACACGGCACUAAAACCAGCCAGCCUUUGCAAUGCUUUGGGUCAAAUCCCCAAAGGAGGCAUCUACCUCUAAAUUCUCUCAUUUCCUUUCUGCUUAUCCCCAUAUACCAUGCUCUGAUUGCUGGCUACUGCCCCUCUCCUGGGGGCUGCAGCAGAAGGUGGGGAGGUGCCAAAGAGCUGCUGGAGGUUUCUGAGCUUUCCAUGUCGUUGUCAGCGUGUUUUCAGCCCUGCCUAAUGCUCCUGUGAGGCCCAACUAGAGAAGAUUGGGCAAGAUCCUCCCCAAAGAAGGACCUGGAUCUCCAGGAAUAAUAGAUUGCUAAUGGUAGGCAGCUGGGCUGCGAUGAGCUAAAAGAUCUGGCCUUGAGCCUGGCUCUGCAGGAUGCAGAGGGAAGGAGGGGUGGAAAGCAGUGAUGAGCCUAUUAUUUCAAAUGAGCCAACAACUGGCUGAUUGACACUGAGGGCUCAUUGUUGCUCCCUUUCCUCUUAAACACAGCUGUGGAGAAUGAAGAAGUUGGGGCGCAGGGGGAGAGAGAAAAAAAAAAAAGGUUACUCAAAUUAUAAAUUAGACUCUUAGUGUCCAGAGAGGCAAUGGGCAUUAAUUAAAAAAAAAAAAAAAUCUGUCUGAAUACAAGAAAAACUUUUGCCUGGGGGUGUUCAAACACUGCAACAGGCUGCCCUGAGUGGUAGUAGAGUCAUUCUCUGUGCAAGUACUCGAGACCCAACGGGUCACUGUGCUGAGCAGCUGCCUCUGUCUGACCCUGCUUGAGCAGAGGGGUUGGACUGGAUGGUCUCCAGAUGUCCCUUCCAACCACUGCCCUUCUGUGAAAGCUUCUUUAAUAUUUAGAUGUAGUCUUUAGCUGCUGUUGUGGAACACUUGGGAAAUAAUUACAAAUGCCCCUGCUGGGCACUUGUCCCACAAAUGCUGCUGCCGUGUAAUCACAGCAGUUUUAAUUGUAUAGGGAAAGCAUCCAAGUGCUAAGUAGUUAAUUGACUAAACUCCUUGAUUUAGGCAGCAAAGGCAAAAAAAAAUCCACCAGCAUCACUCCCCCUCCCUGAACCUAGAAAAUCCCCAAACACCCUAAACCUUAAAAGACUUUUUAAAAAAUUCCUUAAAAUGUUAUGGUUAUGAGAAUAAAAGGUAGCUUUAAUGUAACGUAAAGAAACAAAAUUAUUUAUUAUCUUCCACCAAUUCCUUGCAGUUUUGCCUACUAUCCCCAAAUUAUCCUAUGAAAAAUGAAGUAAAAAAUAGUCAGGAGCGUGAGAGGAGGAACAGCAGAGAGAAGGCAAAGAGAACCCACCAAACUCUGCAGUUCCUUCCUUUCAACCCACAACUAGAAAGACAUGAGAUGAUUUGAGUGAACUUUCCUGUAGCUGUAUUUCUUUCCUGGGCUCUUUCAGCCCUCCCCCGUUUGCAUUUUACACAGCCCUCAGAAAGACUGCAGUGCAGUGGUUGGCAAGAAAGGAAUUACUAGGAGGGAAAAUCAAGCUAUGGUGGCUCCUCUUACAGUGUUGGUGUUGCUGAGAUCUGCAUUUUUGGAGGAGGUAAUGAAAGGCUGCCUUUGGGUUUCCAGUUCGGAAAUCUGAAUGCUUGCAAAAAAGGAUGUGGAUAAGAUUUCAUUAAACGUCCCUAGAGUGUGCAUGGCAUGCUGGACAGCCACUAAGUUCACUGAUGCAGUGGUUUGGGUUUUUUUCUUGACAAAACACCUGCAGUUUCUGCCUAAUACUUUUGUUUUUAAUCCUCUGUGCUCAGAGAGUGGAGAAUAAGGUAAGGUGCUUUUUGUUGCCUAACAUAUAAAGGAUAAUGGAAGUAAUUUCUGCAUGUUGUAGCAUGCAACAAUAACUGUGUUUGUUGGAUAGUAAAAGUUUUGAUUACCUUUUUUAUUGCUUGUAACUCAUUGAAAUUCUUUGUAAUAAAUUCCGUGAAUUAUCUAGUAUAUUAAAGCUAAGAAACAGUUAUUUGUACUUCAUAUGUUUUAAAAGAUUUUUUUUUAGUCAGUUUUCAUUCUGGUUAUCCAAUAUAAUAAGGAAUUAUUUUCAAGAACAAUGUUCUGGGAAUGUUCCUCUUUUUAUGUUAAUCUUAAGAGCUAAAAACCUGAUCCUUUCUCUGCCUUAUCGAUAUCUUUGGGGUUUUUUUAAUAACAGAAUUUUAAGGGUAUAGCGCUGUCAUAAUGCUGCUGUUCAGCUGUGGAGUGCACUUGUUCAGGAAGAGUGAAACUUUGGAGGCGCCUGAAUUCUCUGUGAUUUGGAAGGGGUUGGUUGGUGCAUUGGGAGGAAAAGGAGAGGCUGAACGUGCAAAACUCCCUGUGCUAAAUUCAGAUUUAUAGCUAAGAAUUCAAAUGAAUUAGCCGACAUAAUUGGUGUCUGAACUCGGGAUGGGAGCUUACAAGUUUUGGAACUUCGGUGUCUUGCUGAUGUACUGUAUAAAUGUUUAGUACAGAAAUUUUACUUCAGUUGUGACAUCUAUAGGAAUUAUGGGCUGAUUUGUAAUUUAUAUACUGUUCUGGUGGGGAAAGUGUUGUACAGUUGCAGAUCUCCUUUUUGUAUGAGUAAGCACUUAUUCCUGUCGUUUUCGAUAAAUCUCACUGCUGGGCUAUUUUUCCGUCUACUGUGUUUCUAGAAUGAGCCAGAUUGGGCUUUCCUUGGCCAGCGUUUCUUUUGCCAGAAUCUGUAACCAGUCGUUAGCAUGUUACUUAAUAUAAUUACGGAAAAUAGGAUGUCUGCUACUUUUAGUAGCAUUAGCCUUUCCUUUCUACCUCCUGAGGACCAAAGGUGAAUUGUAGCAUGUGACUAAGAUUAAAAAAAAAGAAAAAAAAUCAGAAACCCACACAAAAUUACUCAUUUAUAGCUGUGGAAGUUCAUGGCAUUUCUCCUGACUAGAUAAAUGUUAUCUUGGUCUCAUGUUACAAAGUUCCCAUGCUUUAGCUGUGGCAACGUGAAUGAAAGCCCAGCGCGUUGAGUGGCAGGUAAGCCUUUCUGUGACUGACUGACCUUCCGUAACCAGCUCUGUGUAACUGCUGAGGCUGACCCAUCUUCGCAGCAUUCUGUGCAGGAUGACAGCUGGGAGCAUGCUGCCGAGCUGGGCCCUUGGUGCUGGUCUGCUUAGAGUCACCUGGGAACAUCACCUCUGCCCUGGCACCACGGAAUAGCUGCUCACAUCUGUCAGAGUUCACUGACGCUGUGGCACUCUGUGGUAGGUGGAUGCAAACUUUGUUGGCAAGAGCUGAGAAACUGAAAUUCUUGUAAAACGUGGUUUGAGUGUAUAUUGUAAAUGGCCAGGUGAGGUUACUGCUGCGUGGUUACAAAAUAUUGGCCUUGAUGUGUAAAUAUGAGAGAGACUGCAGGGACUUCGAUGGUGUGGGCACUGUCGUGGUAUUUGUUGCAUCUGAACUUUACUAUCACAUUUAGGAAUGCACAUUGAUAGACACUGAUAAAGAUUUGUAUUAUGCUUUCAGACUAUUUUCUUCUUUUUCUCUGUGCCUGUGAAAGUUCCAGGAUCAAACAACCUUUCCCAAAUCAAGUUGCUUCCUUCUAAUGAUCUCUUGGAAUAUUGUCAUAGGGGCAAAGAAAGAAACCAGGCAGACUGUAGCAAAGCUCCCCUUAUUGGCACGAGUAAAGAGAACCCUAACAGAGCAUUGAGAAAGCCUAUUCUUCUUUCUCCUCAAGCUGCGGAUCAAAUGAGAUUCAAAUAAAACAAAGGAAAUAACUUCAGCAGAGGUUCAAAGCUCAUGACUGUGUUCCCUCAUGUCCAGCCGUGGAUGUUCAGCAGCAUCGGUCAUGCCUUGGGCGGUCUCUAAAACUGGACUGUUAGCUGCUUUCCUUUCUCAUUCAUGAAACUAUCUUAGAGCAUGGACACCAGUAAGAAAUCAGAACCCCCUUUAUCUGUAGAAAUGGUACAACAAAGGGCCAAUCCUGACCGCAGUCCUUCAGCGUCGAUUUAUGUUCCAGAGCAAGGUGGCUACAAAGAGAAAUUUGUAAAUGCCGUGGAAGAUAAGUAUAAAUGUGAAAAAUGUCGCCUCAUCUUAUGCAACCCUAAACAGACUGAAUGCGGACACAGAUUCUGUGAAACCUGCAUGAAUGCCUUGCUAAGUUCUUCUAGCCCAAAAUGUACAGCAUGUCAAGAAAGCAUAGCAAAAGAUAAGGUAUUUAAAGAUAAUUGUUGCAGGAGAGAACUACUUGCCCUUCAGAUAUACUGCAGAAAUGAAAACAAGGGCUGUAAGGAACAACUGUCUUUGGGUCAAUUACUGAUGCAUUUGAGAACUGAUUGUCAGUUUGAAGAACUCCCGUGUCCUCGUGCUGAUUGCAAAGAAAAAAUACUGAGAAAAGACUUGCCAGACCAUGUAGAGAAGACCUGUAAAUAUCGGGAGACAACCUGUAAAUACUGUAAAAGCCAAGUCCCAAUGAUUAUGUUGCAGAAACACGAAGAUACAGACUGCCCAUGUGUCAUGGUUUCAUGUCCCCAUAAAUGUAGUGUUAAAACACUCAUGAGGAGCGAGUUGAAUGCACAUUUGUCAGAAUGUAUUAAUGCCCCAAGUACCUGUAGUUUUAAGCGUUAUGGCUGCACUUUUCAGGGAACAAACCAACAAAUUAAAGCACAUGAAGCCAGCUCAGCAGUGCAGCAUGUUAACUUAUUGAAAGAGUGGAGCAAUGCUCUAGAAAAUAAGGUGGCCUUGCUCCAGAAUGAAAGUUUGGAAAAGAACAAGAGUAUACAAACUUUACAUAAUCAGAUUUGUAGCUUUGAAAUAGAAAUUGAAAGACAGAAGGAAAUGCUGCGGAAUAAUGAAUCUAAAAUACUUCAUUUACAGCGAGUGAUCGACAGCCAAGCAGAGAAACUCAAAGAACUGGACAAAGAAAUCCGUCCCUUCCGACAGAACUGGGAGGAGGCCGACAGCAUGAAGAGCAGUGUGGAAUCCCUCCAGAAUAGAGUGACUGAGCUGGAAAGUGUUGAUAAAACUGCAGGGCAAGGAGCUCGGAAUACAAGCCUGCUAGAGACACAGCUGAGCAGACACGAUCAGAUGCUGAGCGUUCAUGAUAUCCGGCUGGCUGACAUGGACCUCCGAUUCCAAGUUCUAGAAACCGCGAGUUACAACGGAGUGCUGAUCUGGAAAAUUCGAGAUUAUAAACGUCGGAAGCAAGAGGCAGUCAUGGGGAAGACUCUGUCCUUGUACAGCCAACCCUUUUAUACUGGGUACUUUGGCUACAAGAUGUGUGCCAGAGUUUACCUUAACGGAGAUGGCAUGGGAAAGGGGACGCACUUGUCUCUGUUCUUUGUCAUAAUGCGUGGUGAAUACGAUGCUUUGCUUCCUUGGCCGUUCAAACAGAAAGUGACUCUCAUGCUAAUGGAUCAGGGACCGUCUCGGCGCCACUUAGGAGAUGCUUUCAAGCCAGAUCCAAACAGCAGCAGUUUCAAGAAGCCGACUGGAGAAAUGAACAUUGCGUCUGGCUGCCCGGUCUUUGUGGCUCAAACUGUUCUAGAGAAUGGAACGUAUAUUAAAGAUGAUACUAUUUUUAUUAAAGUCAUAGUGGAUACAUCGGAUCUACCAGACCCCUGACAUACAAUGGGGGAGGCAGAUUAUACAGAAGGCAACUCCGUUUGGGGGUUUUGUAUCAGUUUGUCUUCAAUCAGAGGUCCUAAAAGCUCACAGAACCACCUUGUGGAACAGACGGAAGAGUUUGAAGGCAUAACUGCAUAGGGUCCAAUUGCGAAAGUAGCAACACAUUAAGAAAUCAUACCAUGGUAUAUUUUUUAAUAGAACUAGCAACACUUGAGCUCUGAAGAAUCACUUAUCCCUCAUGAGGAUAAUGAUUAUGGUCAGAGAGGAUUUUUUUUAACUUAUUAACGAUCUAGUCAAUUGGAGGUGAAAAGACAUAUACAGUAUGUGCUGAAUCAGUUACUGACUUUUAUUUCUUUUAAGCUAGAAUACAAAAAAAACCUUCACACGUGGGCUAGCUGGAAAUUGUCAGCAUGUUAAAAGAAGAAAUGAUGAAGUAAUGUUGCAAUUAUGAUAUUCUUUGAAAAACUGAGGUGCAAUCUUGUCUGAAAUAUAGUAUAUUGUCUUUUUAAGGCCUCAUCUGGUCUCUGUUUUAAUAAUUACUUUGUCAGAAGAUCUUGGAAAAGUAUCCAUGUCUUCUCAAAAGUAUCUGAAUCAAAAUCAUAUUUUUAUUUAAAGUUCUAUUGUUACAGAAAACAUUUUAUUUUAAAACUGUUGAUAGACUGAUAUUUCUUGGAAGAAAAAUAGAAGAUAUCAAACACUGGUUAUCACUUGUGAUAGGAAAAAAAAACUAUUCAAUUCUGUUAUUUCUCUUUAGAAAUGUAAACCUACAAUAUAUGUCGUAGUUAAUGACACUAUUUCAAAAUUAAGGAAAAAUCACUCAUGGAUGCUGUGCAUCAUUAUCAGAUUUAUAAUUGUUUUCACCCUAAAAUAGGGCAUUUGUUGAACUUUGGAGUUCUAAACGGAAUCCUGUACAUUUUUUAAAGUUCUGCCCCAUGCUUUCCAAUCAAGCUAUAUAUGUUGCACAUUAUGCUGUCAGCAGUAUAUAGUAUUUUCAGUAUUGGGGAGGAGGAUUAGUGCUGAAAAAAGCCUCUGUGUUCGUUCUGUACUAGCAACCAUUGCUUCAAGACAAACCAGCGAUGUCUUAAUACAGUGAUGGUGGCUUGCAUGCAUACAUGUGCCUUAGAUGUGCUGUGCUGCUUAUAAACCAUAGCUUUUUAUUCAGAUUAAUUCUGAUAUCUGAAAUGGUAGUUUAAUUGGACUUCAGGCAUAAUGUUUAGCCUUGUCUUCAGAGCCCUUAGGUACCCUGUGAUGUACAAAACGGAAGCCAAAGCCCGUUCCUUUGGCUUCUGGAGCUUCUAUGACUUGGCCAUGGUGGAAUCCAUCUUAUUCAGGUGCCAAAACGUUAUGCUCAGUGCUCCUAUGGAGCUUGGACUAGACAGUCUCCACGGCCACUGUGAAGGCAGGCGACAUUUUUCCUCUAAUGCCUGUGGUUGUAAGGUGGCAUCACUUGAAAUGAACCCAUCUGAGAACUCUGGGGCUGUGAACAUCGAUGCUCGUGACAGCUUCUCAUAGCAGACAAGCAUCCUAAUGGGGAACGCACGGGCUUCCUUUGUGUAACAGCCUGAACUGUAGUGGAAAGCAUUUGCUUGCCCUGAAACAUGCUGAUUGCAACCUGCUGUGUUCAUCUGCUUCUAUUUAAUAGCCUGUGACAAGCGAGUCUAGAGACACAGCCUGACUGUGGUGCUCUUUAAAACCCACAAACUGCUUAAGCAGAGUGGACUUGCACCACCAUGUUUUCAGCCUUCAUGGGCUUAGACGAAAACAUUGCAUCUCAGCCUCUACUGUGUCAGGUUGUAUCAGUUUUCUGCUUUAUUGAGGCAUAGUCGCAAUUUUUGUCUAAGGUGCAGAGUUGAAUUCAUGCCUUUGUAUUUCAGCUUGUCUUUGCCGUUGUCUUUUUUGGCUGUGCCUUCACACACAGUGCCUGCAAGAAGUAUUUAUGGAUAUACAAUGCAUGCUAAGUGGUCUUCAUGGGUUUUCCAGGCACCUGCUAGAAUACUGCCUGCUGCUGACCGUCCAGGCUGUCAGCAGCAACUCGUCUUCCUUUUCUUGCCUUCCAUUGUCCGGGUACUGUACUCCCUUUAUGGUACGUAGCUGUCAACAGGUGCAAGCUCAAAUAUGGAGGCACGUGCUGGCGUUUCAUUUCUAGCACGGAAGGAAGGAGGAUGUUCUGCACAAGAGAUAAAUAUCUAUAGAUAUACCCACAUCUAUAUCUCUAGAUAUAAUUGUAUGGCACUUGCAGUUUUAUGCAGGCUGCAUAAGCAAACCCAUCACUUACGCUUUAGGGCGAAGGUUCGCUCAACUUGUGUCAUUUUAAUAAUUGUGAAUGUAGGCAGCUGAGCUUUUGUGUUUGUGCAUCACAGAAUUUUACUGAAAACAGGAUUCCCAAGUGGAAAUGUCCAAAGGACUCUCCUCCCAUUGCUAAUGCAUGUCUUGUAAACUUAAAUGAAACCGUUUGGCCAUCUCAAAACAGUUUAUAUCCUGUUUCGAUCUGGGACUUGGAGGAGAUUUCUAGUAUAAGCAGGGCCCAGAAUAUUCUGCAGAUUUGUGACUACAGUUUCCAACUCCUGUGACAGAAUUGCGCUUCUAAAUCCAGGCUCUUUUAAAAGAGGAGGAAAAAAGCGUUUCCAGCCUUGGUGAUUGAAAGAGGACUUUGAAACAUGCGAAUGUGUAAACCAGUAGGGAAGUCUUCCUGAGUCUGCACACAGCCUAAACUAGUAGCUUUAAGAGAUCUGAAUAUCUCGUCUUGGUGGGAUAUUGACUCAGAAACUUCAUAGAGAAGUUUAAAUACGAACACUGCUAACUAUCUUAAUGCCGAUCACUGUAGCAGAAACAUCAGUCACUGUUGUAUUUCACAGAUCUCUAUGCUGCUUUCCACAUCUCCCAAGUGCCAAAAGCACCAGCUGCCAGAAUCUUCAGCUUCACUUGGGCAGCUUUUAUAAUGCAGUAAUGUGCUAUCGAUACAAAAAUAUUUUUGCAUAUAUGCUUUUUAUCACAGUUAAUAAAAUGGAGGCCUACUGCACUUAUUUUUUAAAACUACAUGAAGCUGCCAGAGAAUUUCCAGUUUGCCAACCCUGCGUACUGUGAAAUCCAGGAUCUUGCUACACAAAUGUAGACACCGCCUGCUGUGGAAUACCUGAAGCCUUGACUGUAACACCCCUUUCUCCGCAGAACUCGUGGGCCAUCUCUGUAGAGUUCUUACUGUGUACAUAGAAAUCGGUUUCCUCUGCUUUCCAGCAAGGAGUAUGUAGCAUUUUGUGAAAACAAGGCCACUGUAUAUUCUCUAAGUUGAAAGGAAAAGAUAUCUGGUGCUUUAUUCAACACUUUAAAUUAUUUAACUGUUUCCCUCAUUGCUGAAAUGCCCUUUUAUCCUUUUCCUCUUUGUUCUUGACUAAGGUAUCCAAAGUUUUCUAGGGGCUGUCUGUUUAAAGUGAUUCUUGGGGCAACAGCCUGUCCCCAUGUAUACUCUUGAAUCCUGGCUAACUCCUGGAGUGUGCCAUUAUUGCAAGGGGGUCCCAGAGUAUUUGCAUUACUUUGAACAGAGUUUCUUCAAUGGAACCCUUUUGUCCUCUGCUUAGUAAUUCUUAGCAGCACACAACUGAAGUCUCUUGCUGGUAUUCUUUCUCCACGAUGAUGCUCGAAGUUACAUUCUCUAGGGAGAUUGCAGUGUGUGACAAUCUGGAUGUUGCCCUUUUUGUACACUCUUCAGCACAGGGUGAGUGCAUCUGUUACCUAGAAAGUCUUGAAUUCUAAACAGGAUGAAACUAUUUGGGUGUUUAAAGACCAACCUGCGAUUAUGAUGCAGGACCAUGCCUGCAUUACUUCUCUGAACUAAUUAAUUGGGGUCUUGUUUCAGUUACUGUCUACAUGGUACACCUUCAACUGCUGACUUACAAUAUGCAAUGUUGAUUUCAGCCUUGUACUGUAAAUGUUGUUCUUCACAAAGAGAAUGUGCAAUAGGAGAAGGGAAUGGUGGGUGGCAUAAUUUCGAUGGAAAAAACAUGCUAGCUUUCUUAAAAUUAUGAAAAAAACAUGAAAUGCAGCUUAUUUCCUUUUCCUGUGGUGUUUUCUACUUGGAAAAGGAAAGAUGAAGAUAUGUGCCUGUUUCUGUGCCUGGUGAACUUCUCAAAUGCAAAGGUAAUAGAGAUUUGUGUUAGCUGGAAUUUAAGUGCUGAACCCAUCUUAGGUUGUGAUUGUAUUGCUCCUGUUUCCUCAGCUGGCCACAAUUAUGGCUUGUUGAGGUGGGAGCUUAAAAGCUACCACCUAUUUGUAUCUAUGUUCCAUCACCUGGGAUAGGCAUUUCACCAAUAGUGCAGGGUUUCUGUUGAUAUUUUGUUUAGUUUUUAAAACACUGGUGCUGUUUAGUCCAAGACAGAGAAGCGUGUAGGGAGUGACAGAAAUGUUGCCUGCACUGUAGAAGAGUGAAAAACGUGAGUGCAGUAUUGAUGCCUUGAUAUAACUAUGCAAAUAUACAAAUAGGUGAAGGGGGGGAAAUUCUUGGGUUGCAUACCUAAUCUCUUAGUUUUUGCUCUGUAAAUUACUUGUGUGUGUGUAGGUACAUGCAUAAACACACGGACAUGCACGCACAUGUAUAUGCAAAGUCUUUUCUUUAUGUAGAAGUGAUGAAACAAAACCCUUUCCUCCAAGUUUUACUUGGUCACUUGGUGCAAAUAUAACUUGCUGCUGCUAAGGGAGGAUCUUGGCUAAUGGCAAACUUUGGUUUCUUAUCUUUCAGGUUUGAAGACCUGUAUGUAGCAAAAACUGUUUAGCCUUUCUGAAGACCUUGAAAUAUAAUUAAGGAUGUAUGUUCUUCCUCAUGCUCCGAUAAUUUGGAGAUUCCUGUAUUUUAAACAACCAUAGUGAUGGGCAACUUUUUAAUUGCAAAUUCUUUUCUUUAAUUUAGAAACAAAAGAUGAUAAAAAGCAGCUGGACCUCUUCCUGGAAUUCCUAUCCCGUUCAGUCAAUACCUUGAUAUUCUGGUUGACCUAGAAGUCAUAGCUGCUGCAAUAAAAAUGAUUGGUUUGGCAAUUUAAUCUGUCUGAGAAUAGUUUUUAAUACUGUGUACAGUGUAUAGCAAGUGCUACUUGUCUUUUCUGGAAAAAAGGAAAUCAAGCAUGAGAUGUGAAGUGACUUGUCCAGAGUCACAAAAGGAAUCUCCUGGAGCCGGGACUGAAUGAGAGGUUCCAGUUCCCUAGUGUUAUCUCCAAAUCACUAGGGUUUACUUUUUUGAUACAUUUCUCCCUUAAAGGAACCGAAAAACAAGUUAACAUACACUGAAGACCCACAUCAGGACAGUAAGGGCUAGAAUUAAACAUACAAGCUGUCAUGAUUUGGGGUUGUGCAUGUGUGGUGGCCCAGACAAGGGUUGCUCCUUAGGCAGUGCUUUGACAGCCUGCAGAGUGGAAGGCCAGCACAGCAUAUCAGUGUGAAUAAUAGCAGCAAAUGUGUGUCCUACUCUGUUUGUUCAGAAUCACCUAACAAAACAAGUCUUGUUUGAUGCUCCUCUUAACUGAGGAGGGAGAAUACCAUUUUACAGUGAAGUGGGUUCAUCUUUGUUCUACCAGUCAGUGUGACUGACCAUUUCUUUCUUGUGGGGCUUUCUCCCUUUUUCUGUAAACCAAAAUCUAGAGGGCUUAAUUGUUCUUUCCUGCCUCUUAAUCCAGGCCUUUGCUGAGAAGCACCAGAUGGGAAGGUGAUGGAAAACUUGGGACUGUUGAUUCAGGGACAUCCUCUUAAGAUUUAGAAGAGUAGAGAUAUACAACACAUAAGGGAUCUGACUAUUCCUGUUUCUCUUCUAAUUUAUGGUCAAGACUGCAGCUUCUGUCUUCCAUUUCAUGAUGUCAGUGUAGAUACUAGGCUGUGUUUUUUCAGUUUUUUUCCCUCCAAGUUAGGAUUAGUUCCUUAGGGUUCAAAUAAGUUCUAAAUUUCACAGAGAAGCACCUGAACCAAAACCUUGGAUCCAAACAUCCCAGACUUUACGUGGAAUUCAAAUCUGGAUCCCAACUCUGUGGCUUACUAACCUACCCGUUUGGGGAAGGGUUUGUUGUCUCUAUGUGGUGUUCGUGUUCUUGGUCCUUUGGAACUAAGCUUUUAAUUUGGUUGCCAGUUCUGCAAGGACUUUUUAACUUCUUAGGAAUGCCGGUGUUCACACGCUCCAUUGCUGGCAGUGUGAUGCGUAGUGAUAAAAUUUGACUCUGUCUAAGGGUUACUGAGAUAAACCAGCAUUAUCAUUCGUAAGGGUCAUUUUCUUGCGUAGUGUUCCGAGCUUUGUAUUUGAAUAUAGCUCGCACCUGAAAGGACACGUGUUCCAACUAUGACCUGCAUCACUGGCAGAGAGUUGUGUAAUCUGUACUUGUGGAAUGGGAAGGUACAAGCUUCCAUCGUUGCUGAUGCAUCGUGUAAUCCACCUGUUUUGUUUUUCUUAUAGCUGUUGUUUGGUUCGGUUUGUUUGUGGGUUUUUUUUCAGUUUUAUAGAAACAAAUAUGGGGACGUUCAGGAUUUUUUCUACAAAGUAUAAAACUCCAAUGAAUUAGUGGUGACUAGAGAGCUGUGAAAAAUACCCUAUUAGGAGAUGAUGGGCUAAAUGUAGGUCCGUUUCUCUUAGACAAGUAGGAUAACCAUUAAGAUGCAUGGAACAAUAUAAUAAUCAGGAAAACUAAAGCUGAAAUUUGUUUCCAAGAAAUUCUGUAAGAACUAUCUAUGGAAAAGACAUCAGUGAUUGAGAAUAAUGUACAAAUUAAUGUGUUUGAAACUUGUGUAUCCAUUUCUUUAAUCUCAUACUCUUCAGUGAACGGUACACUUGUGUUCAGUUUUAUGAUCAAAAACAAAGACCAAAGAAGGCCAGCCUCAUUUGAUUGUGUAUAUUCUGCCUGUCUUAAUUAUCAAUAGCUGUAAGGAUACAGUGCAAGUGAUCUGGUAACCAGUGGUUCUCGUCCUUUUCUUUUAGGGGGGAAAACAACUUUAAAAUGUAUAAUUUAUUGCUCAGCAAUAACCAUGUUGUUAAAAUAAUAAAAAAAAAAGGAAUUAGCAACAUGUCUUAAUUUCCCAAUAGCAUUAUUAUAUGUUGUAUUUCAGUUUACUGUAUAUUGUGUUUUUGUAUUUAUUUGUGUUUGGAGGUCUUGCUAUGUCUUUUUGUGUUUAAAUGCUAAUAAACAAGGACAGUGUGUAAGAGUGUAGAA